Molecule: messenger RNA, 3578 nt
Organism: Phascolarctos cinereus (koala)
Lineage: Eukaryota; Metazoa; Chordata; Mammalia; Diprotodontia; Phascolarctidae
Gene: TRIM26
Product: tripartite motif containing 26
Molecular function (GO): protein binding; zinc ion binding
Source: RefSeq, a predicted model, not a curated record
GCUGGAGUGCGGCGUCCUGUGGGUGGGGACUCUCUAUUGAGCUGUCUGUUCCUGGAAGAUCGGAGCCACAGCUGGAGAGAGCUGGGGGGCCAUACAGUCGUUUUUGCCCUCUCCCUCUCCCACAUCUAGUUGCGGACUAGCGCUCGGGGCUGGUCUUUGCCACUAUAACAAGUUCCCAUGCAUACUCUUGAUUCCAUCCUCUGGUAUACAGGAAAAAGGAGCCUACCCAUUGAGCAGAGAUCAUUCCUGUGGACCAGGCACCAUGGCUGCCUCUGCCCCCUUGAGAACCUUGGAAGAGGAGGUGACAUGCUCCAUCUGCCUUGACUACCUGAGGGACCCAGUGACCAUCGACUGUGGCCAUGUCUUCUGCAGAAGCUGUGUCAUAGAUAUCCGAGCACCCCCAGGUGGCCGCCCAUCAUGCCCACUCUGUAAAAAGACAUUUAAGAAGGAUAAUAUUCGUCCAGUUUGGCAGCUGGCCAGCCUUGUGCAGAAUAUUGAGAGACUCAAUGUAGAAAAGGGGAGAGAUGCUAAGGAGAAGCGACCUGAGCCAAUGACAAUGAUGCAGUGUGAACGGCACAAGGAGAAGCUACACUAUUACUGUGAGGAUGAUGGGCGGUUCCUCUGUGUGAUGUGCCGGGAGUCCAGGGAGCACAAGUACCAUACAGCCAUCCUCAUUGAGAAGGCUGCCCAGCCCCACCGGGAAAAAAUCCUGAGUCACCUGGGCACCCUAAGGAGAGACAAAGAGAGGGUUCAGAGCUUCCAAAUGAAGGGGCAAACUGAGAUUCAGCACCUGCUGACCAAACUCCAGAUGGAGAGGCAGAACAUUGCCUCAGAGUUUGCCCAGGGGCAUCAGUUCCUGAGAGAACGUGAACAGCACCUCCUGGAACGGCUUGAGGGACUGGAGCGGGAGGUUAUCGAGGGGAGAGAGAAGUACAAUCUCAGAGCCUCUGGGGAGCUCACCAGGCUAGGGAAUGUGAUCUCAGAACUGGAGGAGAAGGCCCAGCAGCCAGCGGCAGAGCUCAUGCAGGACACCAGAGACUUCCUAAACAGGUAUCCACGGAAGAAGUUCUGGAGUGGGAAACCUGUUGCUCCAGCUGUUAGGAAAAGAACUGGAGAAUUCUCUGAUAAGCUUCAUUCCUUGCGAAAAGGCCUGAGGGAAUUCCAAGGGAAGCUGCUAAGAGUCCUGGAAUAUAAGACAGUGAACGUCACUUUGGACCCCCAGACCGCCAGUGGGUACCUUAUAUUGUCUGAGGACUGGAAGUGUGUGUCCUUUACCAACAUGUAUCAGAGUCUAUACCAACACCCCCAGCAGUUUGAUCCUGAACCUGCAGUUCUGGGUAGUAAGGGCUUCACUUGGGGCAAAGUCUAUUGGGAAGUGGUAGUGGAGAGGGAAGGAUGGGGGGAAGAGGAAGGGGAGGAAGAAGAAGAAGGAGAGGAGGAAGAAGAAGAAGAAGAAAAUGGAUAUGGGGAAGGAGAGGAGGACUGGGAGACAGAUGAGGAUGAUGAAUCAGGUGGAGAUGAAGAUGAAGAUGAUUUGGAAGAGGAUGACGUUGUUCAGGAGUCCUGUCUGGUGGGUAUUGCCAGAGACAGUGUGAGGAAGAAGGGGGAGCUCCGCCUAAGCCCUGAGGAUGGGGUAUGGGCUCUGCGUCUGUCAGCUGCUGGUGUAUGGGUUAACACCAAUCCCGAAGCAGAGUUAUUCCUUGCCCAGCGACCCAGAAGAGUAGGGAUUGCUCUAGAUUAUGAUGGGGGUACAGUGACCUUCACUAAUGCAGAAUCACAGGAACUUAUUUACACAUUCUCGGCAUCCUUUACAAGGCGUUUGGUUCCCUUCUUUUGGCUAAAUUGGCCAGGAACAAGUCUUGUUCUGAAACCCUGAAAGAGAUACACAUACAUAGAUCCUCUCUCUGGCCCUCCCUUGCUUCAGUGCUUUGGUUCCCCUUCAGGGGGGCAAAUAGUCCUGGGAAUGAACAUGAUUCAUUGAGGGGGGAUAUCAGGAGUAAGAAAGAGGAGGGUCUCUGUGCCUACUGCCAAUCCUUAUGUCCUUAGUUUCUAUGGCCCCCAUGUAGACUUUCACCAGGGCUAGUUCUACAACUUGAACUGUCCUAAUUAUGACAUUUCUGAUGGUCUCCAUUCUCCAUGAGGUGAUAAAUUUCACCAAGACUCUAGCCAUGAAUUCCAUUUGUUCGAUAUCUCUUCCCCCAAAGUCAUUCCCAAUGCCAUUGGAGUUCUAGGUGAUAUUGAUGAUAAAACCCAAGAGUCUUGCAAAGUCUAUUUCUCUAGUUUCCUGUACUGUGCUUUCUCCCCUUUCCCAUAAUAACCACUUACCCUUGACUGGCUAGCUGCUUCUUAUCCCUCGGUUCUAAACCCCACCUCUCUCCCAGUCAGCCUUCCUCCAUGUAGUAAAGAGAUAAUUUCUUCAAAAUGUAAAUGAAAAUAUGAUGUAUGGAAUAAAAUGGAAAGUCCCUAGGGUUUCUUUCAGACUGAGGGGCUCUUAAGAUGUCUGAAGAAGGGAAAGGGACUCCAUGGAUCCCAGGUGCUAGUGGGGAUCCAUUUCUCUUACUACAUUUUGAUUUAUGUGAAGCCCUUGAGUGAGGUCCUGACCCAAGUUCAUACUCUGUGCUGGUCCUGGGCUUUGCAGGUGAGGUUCGUAAUGGUUGUCAAGGUACUGACCUCAAGUCCUGAUGUCCUGAUGUGUACAUAGACCCAUUUGACUUUGGGAAAAUUAUCAAGAUCAAUAAAUCACCUUUGUGAAUCUAUUCUUUUGAGUAUGUGACUGAGCCCAGAGUCUCUUAUUCCUGUGACUGGGUCUGGCAUCCCACCUCACCUCAAAGGCCAGUGCUCUGUUUUUGCCUGUAUAUAGACAUGCCCCUGGUCUCUGGUGCUUUUCCAACCCUGACUCUGAGCUCCUCCAAUAAGGCCUUAACUUUUUGUCCGCUAGUUCCCUCUCAUGCAGUUUCAGUCCAGAUCCUUCCCUUCUCCUUAAGAAGGGAUAAGGGAAGGAUGGCAAGGUGCCUCAGAGGUCCACAAUCAGAUCUCCAUUCUCUGCAGCAAGAGAAGGGAAGAAAAUGGCUAGCUACCUCCUUCGGGGGAAAAAUCCUGGCUCCUUAAUCUAACAUUCAUGUCUUCUGCAAUCUUGUGCUUAUUCAACCCAAUAUCAUGACUUAAUGAUCCCAAACAAGCUCUGCUCCGGCCAAAUUACUCUAAUUGAUGUCUCUGCACCCUCCUGAAGCACCAGAGUCACUAUUUACUAAUCCAUCCAGUAGUCCCCCAGGCCUGGAAUGUCCUUUUCCCUUCCUUUGCCUGUCAAAGUCUUUGAGAGCCCAUCUCUUCUGAGAGGUCUUUUUCAAUUACUCUUGCCCACAGUGACUUUGUCGUUUCUUUUGUCCUGACGUGAUUUCUUGUAUGUACCAUGUGGUGGCACUUCUCUGGUAGUAUCUUGUAUUACUAAUUAUUUCCUGUGUACAUAUUCUCCCCCCCCCACUAGACUGUAAGCUAUGGAGGGCAGGGGCCAUGUUUCGCAUAUCCACAGUGCUAGAUACACUGCAUUACUAGUGCUGAAUAAAUAUUUGUCAAAUCAA